Messenger RNA from Anthonomus grandis grandis, 7232 nucleotides. Its product is annotated as endoribonuclease Dcr-1. NCBI's taxonomy places the organism in Eukaryota, Metazoa, Arthropoda, Insecta, Coleoptera, Curculionidae. Gene Ontology annotation, molecular function: ribonuclease III activity; deoxyribonuclease I activity; RNA binding. Gene Ontology annotation, cellular component: RISC complex; nucleus; cytoplasm. The record is from RefSeq and is a predicted model, not a curated record. The coding region runs from base 71 to 5509 and encodes 1812 amino acids. Gene Ontology annotation, biological process: pre-miRNA processing; siRNA processing; apoptotic DNA fragmentation. The transcript is spliced from 11 exons.
CCUAUGUUGAGUUUGUUUAGGUUUGAUAUUUGUUGUUUUUUUAAAGAAAAUUCUAUGAACCAAACUAAAAAUGGCUUGCUAUUUAAAUGAAAAUGUAUGCACUCAUACUUUUACGCCUAGAGAGUAUCAGGUAGAACUAUUAGACUCAACCACAAAGAGAAAUACAAUAGUUUGCUCUAGUACAAGUUCUGCAAAAGCUUUUAUUUUAGUAAAACUGUUGCAGGAGUUCUCUUGGGAGAUUCGUUCAAAACCCCAUAAAAAGGCAUUACUUAUCUUAGAUCCAAACAACGUUUUUGUAUUGGCUUCUCAUUUAAAAUUUCUUACAGACUUGAAAGUACUUAGCAUCAUCAAUAAUGAAAAUUAUGACAAAACAUCUUUUGAUGAACAUCAUGUUAUUGUCACAACUGCAGAAAUGUGUAGCAGUGAUAUGAUUCCACUUGACAUUUGCAAGUACAAUCUUCUAGUCAUAGAUGACUGCCUUCAUGGAGAGAGAGAAUACAUAAUAAAGGAUAUUAUGAAAAAAUUUGAUAUUUUAGGACCAGAGAAAGGCCCUAGAAUUCUAGGAUUGACAAGUGGUAUGCUAGGCCCUGAUUUACAGGCAGAUAGAUUGGAAGCUGAGUUCAGAAGACUUGAGAAACUUCUUAAUUCAACAGUAGAUACUUCGAGUGAAAUUGUUACUCUAAUUAGACUAUCAUGUCAGCCAAAAGAGUUCCUUAUUACUUGCCCAAGAAAAGUUCCACUAGCUUUAAAUGAUGAACUUAUAAGUAUUAUAGAAAACUGCAAAUUAUUUUUAAAAGAGCACAGAUAUGAUCCUAGUGAAAUCUAUGCUGAUGAAUUUUUAGAUGAAUUUAAAAAUAUUCAAGAUCCAAAAGAGGUCCCCUUACAGUUACUGGAUGACUAUUUAAACAUUUUGGAUGAUCUGGGACCAUGGGGUGCUGAUAGAGCCGCAAUUAACAUUUUAUCAAAAAUUGAGAAACUAAAAAUCAAAACUCCCUAUGAAAGGCACUAUCUUCUUCUAUGUGUUAUAUCAACGGCCCUAGUGCAUACGCGAGCUAUUUGCAAUUUCGAGUUUGAAAAUUACAAAAAUGAAAUUGAGAGGAUCCAGAAGUACUCUACAUCCAAGGUGCUAAAAUUCAUUCACAUGUUAAGGCAGUUUAAACCGGCUGGGCCCAAACCUAUAUUUACAGAAGAAACUAACCUCACUGAAAGUGAACCUUUAAUAGGACCUCCAAAGAAAACUAAAGGAAAACCAAAGAGACUAAAUCAAAGGGUGCAGAUGGAUGAUAUGCUGUGUGCCUUGAUUUUUGUACAAAAUAGGUUUAAGGCUAAGGCAUUAUUUGCUUUACUCUGUAUUUUAUCUCAGGAAGAUGAUGACUUUUGGUGGAUAUCAGCCCUCUUCUCUGUUGAGAAAGUCGCAGACAUAGCAAAGGAGCCGAGGGAAGCGGAACACGAACACAAAAUGCAAGAGGAGGUUUUAAGAAAAUUUAGAUGUCAUGAAUGUAAUAUAUUGGUAUCUACAUCCGUCUUGGAACAAGGAUGCGAUUUACCGAAGUGUAACUUGGUUGUUAGAUUUGAUUUGCCUACAACUUUUCAUAGUUAUAUACAAAGCAAAGCUAGAGCUCGAGCUUCUGAAGCCUACUUCAUCCUUCUUGCCAAUGAAGAAGAGACUGAUGACUUCAUUUCAAAUUUGGCUCAAUUUAAUGAGAUUGAAAAUACAUUAUUAAGAAGAUGUCAAAGCUUGGAGCCAAGCAAGUCUGAAGAAAUAUUAGCUGAUAGUUACUCAGCUUGUUGUGCUCCUUAUCAACCAUUAGAGGAUUCCGCCAAUGUUUCGCUUUUUAAUGCUAUUGCUUUGAUAAAUAGAUACUGUGCCAAACUUCCUAGUGAUAGCUUUACCAGGCUAACGCCAAUUUGGCGGGAGGAACAUAACCCAGAAGGCUGGGUCUGUUAUAUUCGACUUCCAAUUAAUAGUCCUGUAAAGGUAGAAGUUAGUAGUCCUCCAAUGAUAAAUUCGUUAUUGUCAAGGCGAGCAGCAGCAUUUUUGCUUUGUCAGUAUUUGCAUAAAGUAGGAGAGCUAGAUGAUCAACUACAGCCAAUCAGUAAGGAAAACUUUACACCAGCAGAUGAAGAUGGUAUUUGCCUAAUGUCUGAGGAACAGUGUGAUGAAAACAGUGAAAUUAGACCAGGUACAACAAAAAGAAGACAAUAUUACUACAAGAAAAUUGCUGAUGCGUUGCUGAAUUGUCAUCCAAAACCUGAAAAACCAGCCUACUUUUAUAAAAUAGUGAUGACCUUAACUUGUCCCUUGCCUGAAGAGCAAAAUACGCGCGGACGCAAAAUUUAUCCUCCUGAAGAAUCUGUACAAGGGUUUGGAAUUUUGACUGAUAGAGAAGUUCCAAAAAUAAGCCCAUUUCCCAUAUUCACGAGAUCAGGAGAAGUGAGUGUGGAGCUUAAACUUUGUUCCAAAGAGAUCAUGAUAAAUGAAAAUCAAACUCACAAAAUUCAAGAGUUUGUCAAUUAUACUUUCACUAGUGUUUUAAGGCUUCAAAAGUAUUUAAUGCUAUUUGAACCCAACUUAUCCCUAAUGAAUUAUCUUAUUGUACCUACCAUUGACGAAGAAGAUACAGUUAAAGUUGACUGGAAAUUUAUUGACAUAAUAUACGAAAACCUAAAUUUUGUUCCUCACAUGAUACCAGAUGAGGAUCGUAAAGGCUACAAGUUUAACAUUGAUGAAUACAAAGAUGCAGUAGUAAUGCCGUGGUAUAGAAACCAAGAUCAGCCCCAAUAUUUUUACGUCGCUGAGAUCUGUUCGUUUUUGAAUCCCAAGUCGUCGUUUCCAGGUUCAGAAUAUGCAACUUUUGAAGAAUAUUAUUUUAGAAAAUAUGGUAUCCAAAUUCAAAACCUUGAUCAGUAUUUAUUAGAUGUUGAUCAUACUUCUGCUAGAUUGAACUUUCUGACACCAAGAUACGUAAAUAGGAAAGGCGUGGCAUUGCCUACUAGUAGUGAAGAAACCAAAAGGGCAAAGAGAGAAAACCUUGAACAAAAACAAAUUUUGGUGCCUGAACUAUGUGCGAUACAUCCGUUCCCCGCUUCACUUUGGAGAAAAGCAGUGGCGUUGCCAUGCAUUCUUUAUCGGGUAAAUGCUUUGCUACUUGCUGAUCAAAUAAGAAGGAUUGUCGCUAAUGAUAUAGGCCUAGGAAAGACUCAACUUGAUAAAGAUUUUAGAUGGCCAGCAUUGAAUUUUGGAUGGAAUUUAGCAGACGUUUUGAGAAAGUCUAAGGAAGAAGAAAUGCGUAAACAGGAGGAGUUAAGGAUAUUGCAAGAAAGGGCAGAGGAGAGACUUGAAUCUUUAAAAAUUACUGAAUUGAGACCAGAUGAUGACGAUGAUCAUGACAGUAAGGUUGAUGAGGAGAGUGAUUCUGACAGUGACAACCGUUUAGAAAUUGGAACCUGGUCAAAUGAAAUGGCCGAAGGAGGGAAUGGUCCGAAUACAUUAGUCAGAUAUGGGUCUCCAACAAGCUGUUAUCCCAAUGGUGUUUGGUAUGAUGACUUAUCUGAUAUUUCAGAUUUUAAUUCUGAGUCAGAAUCGGAAGAUUCUGGAUAUGAAUGGGGCGGCCUCAGGAUAGAAUUUACAGGUGAGCAUCAGGCAGAAGCGUUAGAUGAUGAAAAUACUGAAGAUGAAUCAUUCAAACUGAUUGAAGACGUACAUGCGUGGCAGCCUAAUGAUGAUUGCACAGAAACUGAAGAGCUUCGAAAAGCGUUUCAUGAAGCAUGUGCAAGAAAUACAGAACAUAUUCUUACUAGCGGCAUUUUGGUGAAAGAUGAUCAAAUAUUUCAGAAAAAAAGUUCAGAAGUUACAAACGAAAUAGGUGUCACAGGACUUGAUCUGGACAGUUUUGAUACCAGUCAAUUAUUUAUUAAAUCAGCUACCUUAGAUCGAGUUGCUGAUGUCCCAGUUGGACAUUUUAUUAACGAGUAUGAGAUUAGCGAUGAAGACUUAAACUUUAGCUUUGAUCUACAACCAGAUUUAACUAGUCAUCCUGGACCUAGCCCUAAUGUUUUGUUGCAAGCCUUGACUAUGUCCAAUGCUAAUGAUGGCAUAAAUUUAGAACGUUUAGAAACUAUAGGCGAUUCAUUUUUAAAAUAUGCAAUUACGAAUUAUCUAUACUGUAAGUAUGAUAAUGUCCAUGAGGGUAAAUUAAGCCAUUUGCGGUCAAAGCAAGUCAGUAACUACAACCUUUAUAGACUUGGAAAUAAGAAAGGUAUAGGCGAAUUUAUGAUAGCAACAAAGUUUGAUCCACAUGAUAAUUGGCUUCCACCAUGUUUUUGCGUUCCAAAACAGUUGGAAGAUGCCUUAAUCGAUGCUCAAUUUCCAGCUAAUUGCUGGACUGUUGCUGAUAUGGCUGCUACCAGGAACAUGACUAUUGAUGAAAUUUGUUCCAUGGUUAGAAAGCGUGGUGGAAAUAGCUUAACCAACGUUAUUCCUUAUAAUUUAGUUACUCAACAUAGCAUUCCUGAUAAAAGUAUAGCUGAUUGUGUAGAAGCUUUAAUUGGAUCAUAUCUUAUUGACUGUGGUCCUAGAGGAGCAUUGCUUUUUAUGGCCUGGUUAGGUAUUACAGUAUUACCUAAAAAGGAAGAUGGGACUUAUGGAGAAAUCCAAGUACCCAAAUCUCCUCUGUUACGUCUUAUUCCCAAUGCUGAUCAAGAGCUUGAAAGACUAUUAGAUGGAUAUGAUAAAUUUGAAAGACUGAUAGGUUAUAAGUUUAGGGAUCGGUCUUAUCUCCUUCAAGCAAUGACUCAUGCAUCUUAUAGCCCUAAUCGACUUACAGACUGCUAUCAAAGAUUGGAAUUUUUGGGUGACGCGGUCCUAGAUUAUCUUAUAACUAGACAUUUAUAUCAAGAUCCGAGAAUGCAUUCUCCAGGCUCAUUAACUGAUUUACGUUCAGCUUUAGUCAACAAUACCAUUUUUGCUUCGCUAGCUGUAAGACACGAUUUUCACAAGUAUUUUAGGCACCUUUCACCAGGACUGAACGAAGUAGUUGAAAGGUUUAUAAGGUUACAAGAAGAAGGCGGUCACUCCAUUUUAGAUGAACUCUAUUUGGUUCCUGAAACAGAAUGCGAAGAGGUCGAAGAUGUAGAGGUUCCAAAAGCUUUAGGAGACGUGUUUGAAUCAGUAGCAGGUGCAAUAUUUCUUGAUUCUGGUAUGUCUUUGGAUUCAGUAUGGAAAGUAUAUUACCGUAUAAUGAAGGCUGAAAUAGAACAGUUUUCAAAUAGGGUACCUAAAUCUCCAAUAAGAGAGCUUCUUGAACUUGAACCAGAGACUGCAAAGUUUGGUAGACCAGAAAAGCUAGCUGAUGGCAGAAGGGUGAGAGUAACGGUAGAAGUUUUUGGUAAAGGGAUAUUUAAGGGCAUUGGCCGAAACUAUAGGAUUGCAAAAUGUACAGCUGCUAAAUGCGCAUUAAAACAUUUAAAAAAACGAGGCCUUCUACGGCAACCAAGAACUGAGCUUUAAGGUAAAUAUUUAGAUUUAAAGUAGGGUAACAAAUUGAUUUGAUAUUCAAAGUUUUUUUUGCUUUUUUUAUCAACUGUAUAUUUUGGGUUCUGAAAAUCUUUAGGUCCAUCUUUAAAGAAUUUUUCUUACUAAAAUACUUAUAAUUAGCCUUAAGAGUUACACCGUUAAAUGUUUUUUUAGAACAUUCUUUGUACUAUGAGUAAUAAUUGUUGAUAUAAAACGCACAAUUUUAGUACAACUAAUGCUAGAAGAAAAAAUGCAUUUUAAAUAAUUAAAAUGUGUAUACUCUAUUUCAGAAGUGUGUAGAGCAAUAAAACCUCAUUAGGUAUGCAAAAGUGGUACCUGGUGAUCCACCAAUAUUUUAUGCCACUACCUUAGUUGGGUAUUGGUUUCAAUGUAAAAUUCUUUCUUUUCGUUGAUUGCAGGUAGUGCCACCCGGUUUUGGGUCAAUUUAUGAGUUUUGCCCAUUGUUACCCACUGAUAAACAUUGAAAACGGUUCGCCAAAGGCGUGCAACUGGGACUUGUUUUUUACCUUAUAAUUAAUGUACUUAAAUGCUAUUUUAUUUUAGAAAGUUACUUUUGUUUAAAUGGAAUAAUAUAUUUUUUUCACAAAUUUAUUGAACAUAAUAUGUAGAGUAAAACAGUUGAAAAUGUCACUUUUGGAUCUGGCACUUUUUGAACAGUGUAUAACAAUUUUAAAUUAUAAUAGAUUGUAGUCUUCUUCGUCAUCUGACGAACUGUCAUCACCUCUUGACAUUAUAAUUAAAGGAUCGACUGUCUGAUCGAUGAGGUUGUCAAGAUCCCACAUUUUGUCCUCUUGCUUAAUUACAUGCUGGACUGCUUUUCGCCAAUUCUCUGGUGUCGCUUCCGUAAUGGCUUGAUCAAACAGUAGCUUAACAUCUUUCAUUUUAAAAGUCGUGUUUUGUCUUGCUACAAAUCCUUUUACCUGCGCCCAUAUCAGUUCUAUAGGAUUUAGUUCGCAAUGAUAUGGCGGUAAGCGCAGUACAGUUAUAUUAUAUUUUUCGGCUAUAUCUUCCACGGCGUAUUUCAUGAAACGAGUUUUGUGUAAGUUUGCUGUUGCCAGCAGUUCUUUUUUUAUCAAAUUUGCUUCAAACGCAAUACCUUUUGCAGUCAGCCAAUCGAUAAUUUCUUGCUUUCUCCAACUUGAAGUUGGCGUCUUCUCUAUUCGCCGUGAAUGAUAGCUUGCGUUAUCCAUAACCACCAUCGAAUUAGCCGGAAGAAAUUUUAUCAUUUCACCAAAAUAGUCCUCGAAAACGUCUGAGUUCAUGUCUUCAUGGUAAUCUCCUGUGCGAGUCGACUCAAAGGUUAGCAGACCUUCUUUUAAAAAUCCCUCUUCGCUUCCAAUAUGUGUGAUUAUAAGUCUUUUUCCUUUUCCCGAAGGUACUUUAAUACCCGUAGACAGGCCUUCUAUGAAAGCUUGGCGAGCACUGGUUAUAUUUUUGUCUUGCCACAUUUUUUAGACUAUAUAACCUUCGUUAAUCCACGUCUCAUCAAGAUAAAAAACUUUCUUUUGCUCCCUGCGGUACUGCUUGAUACUUCUCAAGUAUUGUAGUCUCCAACAAACAAUUUCGUCGCUCUCCAGUAAAAGUGCUUUGCGGUUAUGCUUUUCCCAGGCAAAAUUCAUAUUUUUUAAAGUUUUCCAUAAAAAUUUUCUACUUAUCAACGGAAUACUGUCAUCUCGGCCAAGCUCCAUUAAAAUUU